AGCAUGGUGCUUCACAGAGAGUUCAACUCUGCAGGCCGGGCCCCUGGCCUGCAGGUCUGGAGGAUCGAGAGUCUGGAGCUGGCCCCUUUGCCACAGAGCUCGUACGGAAGCUUCUACAGCGGAGACGCCUACGUGAUCCUCCACACCGUGAGGCAGGGGGACCGCUCGUCCUACUGCUUGCACUACUGGCUCGGAAGGGAGUGCAGCCAGGAUGAGAGCAGUGCGGCUGCCAUAUUCACUGUGCAGCUGGACGACCACCUGGGGGGAAAGCCGGUGCAGUACCGGGAGCUGCAGGGCGCCGAGUCUACCACCUUCACCAGCUACUUCAAGGGAGGGAUCACCUACAAAACAGGAGGCGUGGCCUCAGGUUUCCACCAUGUGGUGACCAAUGAGCUUUCAGCCCGGAGGCUCCUCCACAUCAAGGGACGGCGGGUUGUCAGGGCCUCUCAGGUAGCCCUCAGCUGGACCAGCUUCAACAGCGGGGACUGCUUCAUCGUUGACCUUGGAGAUAGGAUCUACCAGUGGUGUGGGUCCAAGUGCAACAAGUUUGAGAGACUGAAGGCAGCGCAGGUGGCUAGAGGUAUCCGUGACAACGAGAGGAAUGCUCGUGCUCACCUGGAGGUUGUGGAAGAAGGAAGUGAGCCAUCCAGGUUAACUGACGUGCUGGGGGGGAAGCCGGAGCUCUCAGAGGGAGACGCUGAGGACGACUCAGAGGCAGACGUGUCCAACAGGAGGAUGGCCAAACUCUACAUGGUUUCUGAUGCAUCGGGCUGCAUGAAGGUGAGCGUUGUGAAGGAGGAGAACCCAUUCCUUCAGAGCGACCUGCUCUCUGAGGAGUGCUUCAUCCUGGACCAUGGCAGGAACAACAUGAUCUUCGUAUGGAAAGGGCAUAAAGCCAACCCCAGUGAGAGGAAGGAAGCCAUGAGAACAGCAGAGGACUUCAUCAGAGAGAUGGGCUACCCCCCCAACACACAGAUCCAGGUGUUGCCUGAGGGGGGGGAGACUCCCAUGUUCAAGCAGUUCUUCUGCAGCUGGAGGGACUGGGAGCAGAGCGAGGGCUUUGGGAAGGUGUUUGUCACCGAGAGGAUCGCCAGGAUCCAGCAGGUGGAGUUCAAUGCCUCCGAGCUCCACAAGUCCCAUCACAUGGCAGCGCAGUACAACAUGGUGGACGACGGCAGCGGAGACACACAGAUCUGGAGGGUGGAGAGCAGCGGCAGAGUUCCUGUCCUCCGAAAGAGCUACGGGCAUUUCUACGGUGGGGACUGCUACAUCCUCCUGUACACCAGCGGGAGAACACAGGUCAUCUACACCUGGCAGGGGGCCAGUUGCUCUGUGGACGAGCUCACAGCCUCCGCCUUCCUCACCGUGGACCUGGACCAGUCCCUGGGGGGCCGCGCAGUGCAGGUCAGAGUGUUCCAGGGUAAAGAACCCCCACACAUGCUGAGUCUCUUCAAGUCUAAACCCCUCGUUGUAUAUAAGAGUGGGACGUCCCGACUCAGAAGCAGGACCCCCCCGCCCCCCCCUCCUCCAAUCCGACUCUUUCAGGUGCGGCGGAACCUGGGGGCCAUCACCAGAAUCGCUGAGGUGGAGCCCCGGGCCCCCAGCCUGAACUCCAAUGACGCCUUCCUGCUGACGAUGGCUGAUGGGCGGGGCUUCCUGUGGGUGGGCCGAGGGGCGAGUGAGGAAGAGGAGAGAGGAGCGCAGUACAUGAGUGAAGAGCUGAACUGCAGGAGCACAUGCAUCAGGGAGGGGGGGGAGCCAGCGGAGCUGUGGGAAGCGUUGGGGGGGAGGACAGAGUACCAGAGCUCAGAGAGUCAGAGCAUGGCUCACCGCCCCCGCCUGUUUGGAUGCUCCAACAAAACGGGCAGGUUCAUAGUGGAGGAGGUUCCAGGAGAGUUCACUCAGGAGGACCUGGCCGAGGACGAUGUGAUGCUGUUGGAUGUGUGGGACCAGGUGUUCGUCUGGAUUGGGAAGGAUGCCAAUGAAGUGGAGAGGACAGAGUCUGUCAUGUCUGCCAAACGCUACAUCGAGAGCGACCCGAGCGGCCGGGACCCGCAGACCUCUGUGGUGCUGCUGAAACAAGACCACGAACCCCCCACCUUCACAGGCUGGUUCCUGGCCUGGGACCCCUCCUACUGGGAUUCUGUCACCAGGGGCAUGAAGACUAUGCACCUCUAGAUUGUUGGAUGCGGAUCUACCGACGAAACUGAAUGAAACUAAUGACAAUAAAAUAAAUGAAUGUCUUUGAAA
Eleginops maclovinus (Patagonian blennie) is the source of this 2250-nucleotide messenger RNA. It is a transcript of the gene scin, whose product is annotated as scinderin. Gene Ontology annotation, cellular component: actin cytoskeleton; cytoplasm. Lineage: Eukaryota; Metazoa; Chordata; Actinopteri; Perciformes; Eleginopidae. Gene Ontology annotation, molecular function: actin filament binding; phosphatidylinositol-4,5-bisphosphate binding. Bases 4 to 2178 code for a protein of 724 amino acids. Gene Ontology annotation, biological process: cell projection assembly; actin filament severing; actin polymerization or depolymerization. The transcript has 16 exons. The record is from RefSeq and is a predicted model, not a curated record.